UAACACCAAUUGUUAUAGUUAUAGUUAUAAUUACAAUAAAAGAAAGAUGUUGAUUGAAGAAACAUUCUACGAUGUUAAGACAUCGUAUAAUACUACCAUGAGAUUAUUUGUUUAUCAUCCUAAGAUUUUAAAUUAUCCUAAAGUUAAAUUCCCCGGAGUUGUUGUUUAUUCUGAGAUCUAUCAAGUUACUGGUCCAGUAUCUAGAUUUGCUAAAGAUAUUGCAGGACAAGGAUUUAUUGUUGUAGCUCCAUCUAUUUAUCAUAAUUUUGAAAGUUAUGAACCAUUGGCUUAUGAUGAUGAAGGUACUGAUAAGGGUAACUUAUAUAAGAUUGAGAAAGAAUUAAAGUCUUAUGAUGAGGAUAAUUCCUUAGCUAUUGAUUAUUUAUUAUCAUUACCAACAUGUAAUGGUAAAAUUGGUGCUACAGGUAUGUGCCUUGGAGGACAUUUGGCAUUUAGAGCUUCAUUAGAUCCUCGUAUUAAGGCUGCUGUUUGUUUCUUUGCAACUGAUAUUCAUAGUCAUGCCUUAGGUAAGGGUAAAAAUGAUGAUUCUUUACUUAGAAGUAGUGAAAUUAAAGGAGAAAUCAUCUUAAUCUUUGGAUGUAAAGAUAAUCAUGUUCCAUUAGAAGGUAGAGAUUUAAUUAGAUCUACUUUACGUAAGAACAAUGUUGAAAUGACAUUCAUUGAAAUUAAUGAUGCUCAACAUGCUUUUGUUAGAGAUGAAUUGAGUAAAGGUAGAUAUGAUCCAGCUACUACUAAGAGUUGUAUGGAAUGGUUAUUAGAAUUAUUCAAUCGUAAAUUAAAAUUAGACUAUGGUGAUCAUGAUGGAAAGCCUGUGACUAUUGAAAAUAUUUGUUAAACUUUUCAAUUUUUUUUUUUUUUUGCUUGUUCGAUGCUCCCCAAAGUAUCGAUAUUGCAUCUUUUAAUAUUAUAUCUAUGAAAUAUAAUACUGAUUUUAUUGAAUUUGGUUCCAUUAUAAGUUUAUAUAGGUUUUGCAAUAAUUUAUGAAACUUUUCAUCCAUCGCACGACUUUGUCUCUAUAUGCAGGCCCUAACAAUUUUCUCUUUGUCCAUCCUGAAAAAAAAUUUUGAAUGAGACAGGGCCUUAACCAACGGUGAAAAGCUGGU
Scheffersomyces amazonensis is the source of this 1124-nucleotide messenger RNA. Its product is annotated as carboxymethylenebutenolidase. Bases 47 to 856 code for a protein of 269 amino acids. The transcript has a single exon. Lineage: Eukaryota; Fungi; Ascomycota; Pichiomycetes; Serinales; Debaryomycetaceae. Gene Ontology annotation, molecular function: hydrolase activity. The record is from RefSeq and is a predicted model, not a curated record.